Messenger RNA from Pleuronectes platessa (European plaice), 6805 nucleotides. RefSeq names its product pleckstrin homology domain-containing family A member 5. Bases 51 to 4577 code for a protein of 1508 amino acids. Gene Ontology annotation, cellular component: cytosol. The record is from RefSeq and is a predicted model, not a curated record. Gene Ontology annotation, molecular function: phosphatidylinositol-4-phosphate binding; protein binding; phosphatidylinositol-5-phosphate binding. The transcript has 31 exons. NCBI's taxonomy places the organism in Eukaryota, Metazoa, Chordata, Actinopteri, Pleuronectiformes, Pleuronectidae.
CUCCAGCGCCUGUGUGUAGUAACCCAGAGCAGCAGAGCUCUCAGAUAGACAUGGCGGCGGAUCCUAAGCCGGACUGGCUCUCCUGCCUUCCCUCGUCUUGGAGUUAUGGGGUGACUCGGGAUGGACGCAUAUUCUUCAUCAACGAAGAAGCGAAGAGCACGACCUGGCUGCAUCCUGUGACUGGAGAAGCUGUGAUCACGGGGCACAGGAAAACUCCAGAUUUACCAACAGGAUGGGAGGAAGGAUACACAUUCGAGGGGGCUCGCUGCUUCAUCAAUCACAAUGAGCGAAAGGUGACCUGCAAGCACCCGGUGUCAGGAGUCCCCUCGCAAGACAACUGCAUCUUUGUUGUAAAUGAACACGAGAGUUGUGGAAAGCUUUUCCACCCUGACAGCCCCACAGAGGCUCCCACCAGGCCGGCUCCUAAGGCUUCGUCAGAGCAGGACAGCAGCAGUGACCAGAAGGAACGUCCCAUGAGCACCAUGAGCGAGGCUUCAAACUACACAGGGGGCUCCGACUACAGCACCUUUCCUGGCAGCCCCACCACCACGGCCACUACAGCCGCCACCACCUGUACAUCAUCCACACGGCCAUCUAGGUCUUCCAAAAAAAUUCACAACUUUGGCAAGAGGUCCAACUCCAUCAGGAGGAACCCCAACGCACCUGCGGUCAAGAGCAACUGGCUCUACAAACAGGACAGCACGGGCAUGAAGCUGUGGAAGAAGAGGUGGUUUGUGCUGUGCGACAUGUGCCUCUUCUACUACCGUGAUGAGAAAGAAGACAGCAUCCUGGGAAGUAUCCUGCUGCCCAGCUUUCACAUCUCCAUGUUGUCUGUGGACGACCACAUCAGCAGGAAAUACGCCUUUAAGGCUACUCAUCCAAACAUGCGGACAUAUUAUUUCUGCACUGACGCAGCCAAAGAAAUGGAGUCCUGGAUGAAAGUCAUGACGGAUGCUGCCCUCGUCCACUCUGAACCAGUCAGAAGAUCGGACAAGUUGAAAGUGGACCAGCGAGCGCCUCAGGAGUCGAACAACUUACUAAACCACAGAGUCCUAACUCGGCCUGAGAUUCAGAACAAUGAACGCAACCGAGAACCUGUGCGACAACCCUCCCUAUCUCAGGCCGACAACAAAUGGCAAAAAGAAGUAGAGAAACACAAUGGCCAGAGGGAACGUGAAUACUACACCUUACAGAGAGAUGGUGAGAGGUACUCGCUAAAGAAAGAUGGGGUGAGUUAUAUGCUUCAGAAAGAUGGAGACAAGUAUCUCCUCCAUAAGGAUGGAGAGAAGUACUUGCUUCGAAAAGAUGGAGAGAAAUACACACUGCAGAAAGAUGGAGAGGUGUACACCAUUCACAGGGAUAUGGAGAAGUACGCAGUCCAGAAGGUGGAUGAAAAGUAUAUGGUGGCUUCAACAGAGGAGAAAUAUGCUCCAACGAAAGAUGGAGAGAAGUAUUUGCUUACGAAGGAUGGAGAAAAAUAUGCACUUCAGAAAGUUGGCGACCGGCACACACUCAAAAAAGAAGGAGAGAGAUAUGUUCCUCAAAAGGAAGUGAAGAGACAGCUGUCACUAAGGGAGACUGACAGGUACGCCACAAUGCGGGACAUGGAGAACAAAUAUGGUACACUACAUGUUAUGGACAAAUACGGCACUAUGAGGGCAGUGAAGAAAUACAGUACACUACGAGAAGGAGAUAAAUAUGCUACUUUCCGAGGAGACACAGAGAAGUAUGCUACACUCCGCGACGGUGAUAAAUAUGGCUUCCAGAGAGACCCAAGUGGAGAGAGGUCUCUGACCAGAAUCAGCAGCAUCAAGUUGCAGCCGGCUCAAGCUGCCGCCAUCGCCGCUGCCGUGGCCGAAUCUCGCCAGAGCCAGGCCAACAUGAAUGUCCAAAAGCCUACAAACGUUAACAGCUCAGGGUCUGUGGCCGGGGAGCCACCUGUGGACUGCAGCUCGGCAGAUGUGGAUGGCAGCAUUGCCAUGGUUCCAAUAAUGUCCCCUGUUCCAGUGCCGGAGCCUGAGAAGGGCCUGUCCAGGACAAACUCCAUGCAGCAGCUGGAGAACUGGGUCCGCACACACAGAUCAAGAGGACUGGAUGAAGACACCAGGAGCAUUACAUCCUACCAGACCCUACCCAGGAACAUGCCCAGCCACCGUCCUCAACUUGUGCCCCGCUACCCAGAGGGCUAUCGCACACUGCCCCGGAACAGCAUGUUGAGGCCCGAAAGCAUCUGCAGCAUGGCGGGUUCUGUGUACGACCGUGCACUCUGUCCGGCUUCCACCACCAGUGUCACCACAGCAGAGAAGAGGAGGUCGAUGAGGGAUGACACCAUGUGGCAGCUGUAUGAGUGGCAGCACAGACAGGCUUUCUCCAGACAUAGUAUUGCGCAGCCACCAGGUGUGGGUCAUUACGGAACACUGCCCAGCACAAAGACUAUGGGCAACAUCUCUGAACAUGCUGUGGCGCAAUCAAUCCCCACCUCACCCUCUCAUGGCUCCCUGGCUCUCUACAGCACCUUCUCUGCUCCUCAUCAGCAGGUUGCUCACAACCCAAGCAACUCCUUCUCUGAGGUGUCCUCACCGGUGCUCAGAGGGGACGGGACACUGGACCGACGGCAGAGGACACAUCUUGCCAAGUAUGGGUACCCAGCUGACCGGCGAUCGAUUGCAGGCGGAAUCCCUCCCCAGACCAUCACCCCACAGACGCUGCAAGGCAAGACGCCCGAGGAGCUAACGCUGCUGCUGAUCAAGCUCCGCCGGCAGCAGGCGGAGCUCAACAGCCUGCGGGAGCACACAGUAACUCAGCUUAUGGCCCUGGGUAUGGAGGGGCCCAACGCCAAGACUGACGUUCUUUCUCAUCACCUCCAGAGGAACCUUAUUUACCUGGACAGCCAGACGAAGGAGAAUGAGCCUCUAAUCUUCAUGAUUCAUACUAUGAUCGAGAACUCGGCACCGAGGCCACAACUCUACCAGCAAGUUCCCCCCGACGACUAUAAGGACAGCUCCUUCAGCCAGCGCCCAGAGGAGGCCGACGUAGACACCAAGCUGAGCAGGCUGUGUGAGCAGGACAAGGCGUUGAGGAUGCAGGAGGAGAAAGUGCAGCAGUUGCACAGAGAGAAGCACACUCUGGAGACGGCCCUGCUGUCAGCCAGUCAGGAGCUGAGUGAACAGAGCGGCUCCAGUGCUGCAGCCACACAGAGCCUUGUCCAGCAGAGGGACGUGCUGCAGAACGGCCUCCUGAGCACCUGCAGAGAGCUGUCCAGAGUCAGCUCUGAGUUGGAACGCUCCUGGAGGGAUUAUGACAGGCUGGAGGCAGAUGUCACUCAGGCCAAGUCCAACCUGCUCGAGCAGCUGGAGGCCCUAGGCAGCCCACAGACAGAGCCUCCAAGCCAGCGGCACAUCCAGAUCCAGAAGGAGCUGUGGAGGAUCCAGGACGUGAUGGAGGCUCUGGCCAAAAACAAACCACAGCGGUGCACAGACAACACAGAUUUUCCUGGCUCCAAACCUCUCUCCAGUCUCCAGAAGAAUGAACAAGCGCCAGACUAUCGUCUGUAUAAAAGUGAACCUGAGCUGACAACAGUCAACGAGGAAGUGGAUGAGGCCAACGGUGAGGACAAGGAAAAGACAGAGACCUCUGCAGAGAGUAAAGACUCUGGAGCCUCAAAAGUGUCCCCCUACCCGGUGGGCAUUGUCCCUCCCAGGACCAAAUCUCCCAUGAACCCUCCUGAGUCGUCCACCAUCGCCUCCUACGUCACCAUGAGGAAGACCAAGAAGCCAGAGGCCAGAUCAGACCGUCCCAGGAGUGUGGCGGAUCAGCCGGGUUAUGGGGAUCGAGAGGUGGGCAGAACGAGGAUGAGUGUGGAGGAACAGUUGGAGAGGAUGAGGAGAAACCAGGAGGCCUCGUCGCUCCGAGAGAAGAAGAGGGAAACCCCAUCCCGCUCACCCUCCUUCAGCAAGGACAACCCUUUUGUUACCCAGCAGACCCGUGCCCAGGCAGAGGGAGCCUGUGCAGACCCUGUGGAGCUGGAGGCAGCCCUGCAGCAGCUGAAAGUGGCCGCUGAGGCUGCUGGAACUCACACACACGGCGCUCUGACGGCACCACAGCUUCACAGGGAGGUGCAGCAAGCAGAAGAGGUGAAAAAUGACAAAUGUGAGCAGCUACAGCAGAGCAGGAAUGUGACCCUGCACAGUGGGAAGGAGCAGCAGGCUGAGACCAACAGCAUAGACAAUGAGCUGUGUGAAAGUCAGAGGGUGGUGAUUCUGGACCUGGGCACAGAACCUCAGCAUGUGGAGAUAGUAAACCUCGAGCCUUUUGAGGAUGAUGAAAGCAAGAAGCAAGAUCUGACGAGCUCACCUACGAACACCACCACGGAAAACAGCCUCCAAACCCCUGAGCCUGAAAUGGCCAGUCCAGAGCCCAAAGACGAGGAGGGGAACCUGACACCACAAACCACCAGAGAGCAGAAGCUGGACAGGAGCCUGGACGCGUAUAACCAGCUCACAGCAGACAACAAGAAACACAACAACAACAACUUGCUGGCCUCGCAGACAUUCACCUUGGUGAGCAGUGACACGUGAGCCCCACCGGCCUCGAUCUCCACACUGGCAUCCCGGAGCGCCCAAAUGUAGCCAGCCUGCACAGAGCAUGCUCCACGGCUUCUGACAACAGAACUACUUUGUUACUACUGUUACAUGCCCACAAGGUGACUGAGACUGAGAGGAGGGCAGCCCUGCUAAGAGACCGGCCCACACACAGAUGGACCACCCUCACAUCCAGCCAGAGAGAAAGGCCGAUGUACUGCAUCUUUAGCACCUAUUAGAUCUGUUCCACACUGACGUGUCCUGAAGCCGAGCAUUCAUUCCAUGUUGCCCCAAAACAUUUAGGUAUAGAUGUAAGAUUGUGAAAUGGUUUUGUUAUUUUAGAGGUUUAAGGCUACAACCUAUGUCCGUUUCAGCUAAAAUACCCCAGAGAACUUCUUUAUGCCUAUAUAAAAGAUGAUGCAAUUGAGGGUGAAGUUACAACUAACAACUAACUAGAUACUAAAAUAGAGGUUGUGACGGAACAGGCGAAAGGUCCAUUAAUGAAAAAGAAGGUUUGGACGAUUAACCUGACUAUAAACUGAUUCAUUUAACUACUUGAUCAAAGCAAUGGUCAUACCUACAGUUAUGAACACUGGUAAUAUAUAAAAUUUUGUUUAUUGUACAGAGAUAAUGCAGAACUGGGUGGGGCUUACUGAUCACCAGUCCUUGUUGUGUAGUUCCCUGGCUCAAUGGGCCUUCGGCAGUAUUAACGAGGGUGUGUGUACUGUGUACAACUGGUUCCUACUGAAAGGAACCUGUUGAGGUGGUUCGGGCAUGUGGCAUGGGCACGCCAUGGUCACCAGGCUUCAACAGCUCUCCUGGCAUGUCCCAAUUCAUUACGUCAUUAGGCUGCAGUACACACCAGGGAACAAUUAAUCACUGCUACACUGAAAUAGGAACACUGUUAUUUUCUAUUUCUGCAACCUAGAGCCCGAUACAAACCAUUGGCACAUGUAGAUAGAGUGCAUUAUUUAUACCUUCUGUUUUACUGAUGGAUGCAGUUAUCGCUGCAACCUAUUAGGGAAUUUGUUUUUACCUGUAAAGUGUUCAGCAGUAGAGUGUGCUAUAUGGAAUCAGAUUAACAUGGUUUAAAAUUGUUUAACAGUGUAAAGAAAAUGGUCACCAGGCAGUUCAGUUCUGUGGUUGUCAGUCUUUCCAAUCCAUGGGUCGGCUAGUCCUUCUGCCUUCUGUGGUCACAGACGCUUAUUUCAUUUGUUUCUGUCUUCAUCUUUAAUUCUGCUUUAUAAAUUAGAACUAUAAAUAUAAAGAACUAAACUAUUUCACAAUCUUGACUGUAUGUACAAUUUGUUUUCGGGGGUAAUAUAGCUUCAUAGAACCAUGUUGCCAAAUACAUACACACAUGUCAAUAUACAUACCUUUUGAUACCUUGCUAAGUAUUGCUAAGUCAUUUUAACAUGAGUAUUUAAAAGGAGAAUAUUUUAGUGAUGUGUAGGAGAGGGUGCUAGCUGUCACCGAGUUCCUGGAGGCGAGUGUACAGCUGUAUAUAGGAGCACCUGAGUCAUCUCAGCGCAGAUGGGCUAAGCACCAAAACUCGACACACAUGCAGUGCUUUACUUUAACCCCAAAGUGAUCGCUGAUGGUCUUUGAUUUUAACCCUCUCUGAUUUCAAUCCUUUGUGUUGCUUUGAGACCAGAGGCUCCCUUAUCGCUCUAUUUUCAAACCUUUUGCACCUGCAUAGUAACAGAUUGUCCUUUAUUGAUUAUACAUAUAUAAAUAUAUAAAAAAGUAUAUAAAGAAACUUAAAGCAGGUUUUUACUUCAACAAGGUGCCACUUUGUGCUGCUGUUUUUUCUCUUCUUUUUGGACUACGUAUCUUGCAGAAGUCUGUCUCUCUUUGUUUUUCUCUGUUUGGUUUUCAUUGCUUAGGGGAUCUACAGUGAAGAUGCUGAGGGAUAUGAGGCGGAUCAGAUAUUUGGGGUUUGAUUCUCUGUGGUGGUGAAGAAUCGCAGAAUAGCACAUGUACGAAGCAAUAAGUAGGACUUUGGAGCUCCAGGACAUGAAAAGAAAUUUAAAAAGAGAUGUAUAAACUGUAAAAACUAAAUAAAUAAAGCAAGAUAGAAUAAUUUAUGUACACACUGAAAAGAAGAAGAGCAAAUAUUAUAACUAAAAGAGGUUAUUAUUAAUAUUAUUAGGGUCAAUAUGCAAAAAGUUCAUACCCAUCUGUUUUAUAUCAUGUGAAAUAAAUGUUGAUGUUCUUAAAACGUU